AAUAAAAAAAUGUCCAUUCGAGAUCGAACAGUGCCCGAACAACAAUCGGUCGUCGCACUCAUUAGCUACAACAAAACUUCUCUCGAACAGAAUAAUAAUGCUGUAGUGCAGAACAACAGUGAUUCGAAAGUGCAGGAGCGAACGAUUUCGCCAGCGAAGCGUGCCUAUUUCCGCAGACGAAUUUUGCCGCCAGAAAUUUUCAAUGAUUUGCAAGAAUCGUGUGUCGACCCCCCACGGGAAGAACUCUCGACCACUGACAGAUGCGGAGGAAUUGUGACCAGCGGUGUAUGGGACUCUAGAACAUGCGGUCGGGCAAUCACUGUCGUUGGUUCACCAGUUCAUCCGUUCAUCAAUCGGAGUAAAUCGGUGGACUAUAGCAGACGAUAUUUACCAAAUGCCACCAGUCAAAGCUAUGCCAAUCGAGACGGCUUGCCAGUAAGUGCAGAAAAGAAGCCUCCACCACCUGCUAGAUCUCUCGUCUGCCAGGAGUGUUCCGGAGGGACUUUCUUCGGCAUCUACCACACACCCACAUCCAGAAGAAAAACUACAGAAUCCCUUCCCGUUGGACCACCUCCCAAUGAGAGUCGCUGGGAGCGAACAUCCCUUCCGUCGCAGUCCACCUUCACUUCUACCACCCCCACGUCUGUCCUGAGCUCUCUUCCCGCCAAUAAAACUUUCCAUUACACCCCCGAACUCCGCUACAAGCCGGUGUACUUCGGCGACCCCAGAUUCCGGAGAUACAGCUGCGGUUACAGUGAGCGGAGACCUUCCGCGGCGGUGUCCGGACUUCAGGAUUUUUGCCGGACUAUGCUAACGCCCAAACAGCCGGACAUGCCAUCUGAGUUCAGUGCACAGAGUCAGACUCAAGAGAAAGAUAUAAGUGACAAAGUGAAUGUUGAUGAGAAUCGUGAACAAUUGGAUGGCAAACAGACAUCAGCCGAAAUCCACUCUCAAAAGGGUAGCAAGCAAACGACACCCCUGCGAAGCCCUAAAUUGGUGAAGGAGGUUCUGAAGCGCAUGUCCUCCCACCCGAGCGGCCGAGAUCCCCAAGUCCGAGAAGCCUUCUCAGACGAGGAAGACCCCGAUUUCUACGUGGACAAGGAGGCCAUGAAGGUGAUAGACGAAUUUGAAAGAAGUCUAACGGACCUCAAUAGUGAUAUCCAGGUACAAAAAAUCAACAGACAAGAUUCGCAGCCAAAUGUCACAGAUGGAGGACCCAGCAGGGAUCAGACUGACAAUCUGGUGGAAGAGGUGCUGCUCAGCGAGAGGAAAUUCGAAAAAAUUGCCGUGUCCGAAUCGGUCCCCUACAGUGAGAAAUUCAUGGGGAGGGAAGAAAUCGAGGAGGCCAGGAGGUACAUGUCCCUGACCACUGACCAGAAGUCUAAAAGGAACAAAGCUGGGAGAGAAAGUCCAGCGCCACCGAAACCUCCGAGGAAUUAUGAUUCUUUGCCCAGAGGGUUUAAGACUUCAACUGGAGAUUCAAGUUAUGAUGUCGUAUCUUCAGGUAUCCAUCCUCUGAUGAAUGGCCAUUCGACCGACAGCGGAAACCGAGUUGACCAUCCCAGCAGCUCUCCUCAACAGAAUUACUUCGUGGUCGUGGCCAUCGAUUUCGGAACCACGUACAGCGGAUAUGCCUUCAGUUUCACACAAGACCCGGACAACAUUCACAUGAUGAGGAAAUGGGAAGGCGGAGAUCCUGGAGUAGUGAAUCAGAAGACUCCAACAACCCUUCUCCUGGACCCUGAAGAGAGAUUUCAUUCGUUUGGCUAUGCUGCUCGCGACUGCUACCACGAUCUUGAGCCCCAAGAGGCCAAGAAAUGGCUAUAUUUUGAAAAGUUUAAAAUGACUCUACACAAAACGGAGAAUCUGAGCAGAGACACCAUCAUUUAUGCUGCUAAUGGUAAGGGAUUGUCUGCCCUCACCGUAUUUGCCCACGCCCUCCGUUACUUCCGAAAACACGCUCUGCAAGAAUUGAGUGACCAGUCGGCUACAUGCAUCCUCAACGAUGACGUCCGAUGGGUCGUGACCGUUCCUGCCAUCUGGAGACAACCUGCCAAACAAUUCAUGAGGAAUGCUGCUUAUGAGGCUGGGAUAGCUUCAAAAGAAAAUCCAGAGCAGUUAUUGAUUGCCCUGGAGCCAGAGGCAGCUUCCAUCUUCUGCAGACGCCUACGGCAGCACCAGCUAGUGCCUAUGAUGUCCGGCCCCCAAAGAUUGUCCCUGCCAAAUAUCAAAGAAAACCCAGACAGUUCCCUGCCAGCUGUCAUAGAAAAUGCUGGUACGAGGUACAUGGUGGUUGACUGUGGCGGUGGUACAGUGGACAUCACCGUCCACGAAAUCACAGACGAGAACGGCACCAUCAAAGAACUGCACAAGGCCACCGGGGGACCUUACGGAUCGGUGGGUAUCGACCUGGAAUUCGAAAAACUCCUGGCUGACAUCUUCGGCACGGACUUCCUCGAGCAUUUCAAAAAUAAACUACCCGCGGCCUUCGUGGACCUCAUGGUAGCGUUUGAAGCUAGGAAGAGGAACGCCAGCCCUUUCAAGAUAACCCCCAUUAACAUAGCCCUGCCAUUUUCUUUCGUCCACCACUACAAGAAGAUGAAAAAUACUACGGUGGAGAACACCGUCAAGAAGUACAACAGCAAAGAGAUCAAGUGGUCUUCCCAGGGCAUGCUGAGAUUAGAGCCUUCUGGAAUGACGAACCUCUUCCAGCCGACCUUGGACGCCAUCCGAAUGCACGUGGCCCAUGUUCUGGACACUUGCGAGUCCUCUGGUGCCAUCUCCUAUCUAUUUCUGGUUGGUGGAUUCGCCGAGUCAGCCAUCCUCCAGAAGAGCAUUCGAGAUGCAUUCUCUGACCGCCUCAAAGUCAUCAUUCCUCAAGGUGUCAGUCUAGCUAUUCUGAAAGGUGCGGUGCAAUUUGGAAUCGAUCCGACCGUUGUAAGUUCGAGAAGGUCGAGGCUGACUUAUGGUGUAGGCGUCCUCAACAGGUUUAUCCAUGGCACUCAUCCUCCUGAUAAGCUUGUGGUGAAGGACGGCGUGGAAUGGUGCGCUGAUGUAUUCGAUAAGUUCGUUCUGGCUGACCAGUCUGUGUGUGUCGGAGACACUGUCAUCCGUCGAUACACCCCUGCCCGAAGCGGUCAGGCGUGCAGCGUCAUCCAUAUCUACUGCAGUGAGCGAGACGACGUCAACUUCAUUACAGAUCCAGGGGUCAAACGGUGCGGAACUUUGGUGCUUGACCUGCCGGACGAACCAAAGCAGCCGCAGGGCAAAAGGGAGAUCCAGACCAUCAUGAUCUUUGGGGACACAGAACUCAAGGUCAGUGCCAUGGAUGUCCUGACGGGCAGGUGUGUCAAGGCGGAAGUCGACUUUCUCAAUGGAUAAAAUCGAUAUUUAUUGAUUGAUUUAUCUGCUCUUAUACCGUCCAAAGUUGCCUGAUUUUUUUGUUAGACUGUACUUCCACGGAUACAGAUACAGGGUGCAAUAGAAAUCUAUGUGAUCCCAUCGAAAUAGGAUUUCGGAGAUAGUGGAAUGUGGAUAGGGCUAAGACUUACCACUGUGCUCUCCCCUCUUCCUUUCUUCACAAGUAAGCGUUUGUGUUUGGCAUCAGAUUGUUGGCUGGACAUGUGAUCUUAAUUUAGUCAUGUGAUUUCCAAUUACGCCUAGUGACUGCCCUAUGAAAUACAACUGUGGAACAGUGGCUUUGCUACCUUGCAGUAGGAUGUACCCUAAUUAUAGCUGAUAUGCCGAAGAAUUUUUGCUUUGAGACUAUGAUUGAAAAUAAGUCUCGUUUGCGGUGGCAAUAAUCUUUGAACAAUUACACGAAGUGUUCUCAAGCGGUAUGCAAUGAAAUGUGUGUCAAAUGUUAUUAUAUAAAUAUAUUUUUUUUAAAAUAGAAAAUAGUUUAGACUUUCCUUCUUAUUUCAAGGCUUCAAAUGCAAGAACUGCUUUGCCUUGCAUUUAAAAUGUUUUAAAUUUGCAUUUAAAUGUUAAUUGUUUCAUGGUUUUGAUUGGAGUUAGAAAAUUAUUGACUUUUAAAUGCAAGUGACUGAUUUUCACGUAAGAUUUGAUGCUGAAUAAUUAGUUCUAGAGAUUAUCUAUAGAAAUGAAUCCAUAUCUGUGGAAAUAAAGGAUUUCAGAUCUUACUUUCGUACAAAAGGAAAUACCCAAGGAUUAAAAAAAAAUAUUACAAUUGCAUAUCAAGACAAAUUGAAAAUAUUUAAAUGAUAUUCUUAAAUUUAUUUUGUAAAGUUUUAAGUGAAAUUAGAGGUUUUUUUAAACUAUUCAAUAAGAUGUUUAUUUUAAGUAUAAGAUUUAAGAUUUGUUAAGACGUAUAUUUAUAAUUCUUGUUAAGCAUCCCGUUAUUUCAAAUAGAUAGAAAAGUAUGUCUUAAUUUUUUAACGACUUUAAAUCAAUCUAAUUUAGACUCGUUAAUGAAGACUUAAGUUACUCUAAUGAAAUUAACUUUGUUUUUAUCUCUUUUAACAAAAGAAAUACUUUGAGUUGGUAAAAACUGAGCAAAAUUAAUUUUGGAUUAACUUAACUUCCUAAAACAUUUUUUGGUUAAAAUUAAAUCAUGCAAGGCAUUUUUGAUUCGACGGGGAUUUUUUUAUAAAUUUACUUUCUUUCAAUUUUUUAAAGUGUUUAAAAUUUACUUAUUUUCAAGUUGAGUCUAAAUAAAAUAGUUACUGUUAGUUUUUAAAUGAAAUUAGACA
Argiope bruennichi is the source of this 4712-nucleotide messenger RNA. Its product is annotated as heat shock 70 kDa protein 12A-like. The coding region runs from base 10 to 3381 and encodes 1123 amino acids. The record is from RefSeq and is a predicted model, not a curated record. The transcript is spliced from 12 exons. Lineage: Eukaryota; Metazoa; Arthropoda; Arachnida; Araneae; Araneidae.